Molecule: messenger RNA, 5298 nt
Organism: Drosophila grimshawi
Lineage: Eukaryota; Metazoa; Arthropoda; Insecta; Diptera; Drosophilidae
Gene: Myo95E
Product: unconventional myosin-Ia
Exons: 17
Coding region: 79-3963 (1294 amino acids)
Biological process (GO): vesicle transport along actin filament; actin filament organization
Cellular component (GO): myosin complex; cytoplasm; plasma membrane
Molecular function (GO): ATP binding; microfilament motor activity; actin filament binding
Source: RefSeq, a predicted model, not a curated record
GUUGAUAAAUUCAAAUGUUAUGGUCUGCAUUUGCAUUUGUUGUUGUUACUGCCGUACACGUUGUGAGCGCUUGGCAAAAUGGAACAGGAGAUUGGCACCUGGGACUCAGUUCUGCUGGAAAACCUGUCCGAGGAUAGCUUCAUAAAUAACAUACACCAGCGUUACAAACGCGAUCACAUAUAUACCUACAUUGGAACUUCUGUUGUGGCUUUGAAUCCAUAUCAUCACAUAUCUGACCAUUCUUUGGAAAACAUACGCAACUAUGGCAAUAAAGGCAUUUUUCAACUGCCACCACACAUCUAUGGGCUUACAAAUUUGGCUUAUCAGUCUCUCAAGGAUCAGAGCGAGGAUCAGUGCGUGCUGCUCACCGGCGAAGGUGGCGCUGGCAAAACGGAGACCUUCAAAAUGAUUGUCAAUUUUCUCACACACAUACAGGAUCGAACGCUUUGCAGUGGCACUCCGAAUGCAUUACGCAAACAGUCCUCCAGUAGCUCUGCGAGCGGCAUGGGCCUGCAUGUUCAUAGACGCGCCUCAAGUAGCUGCUCCGGCACUGCCAACUUUAUCAUAUGCAAAAACAAUGCCGCUUCCACGCCCAGCCAAGGAAGCACUUGCAAUUCACGUCGCCAGUCGCCGUCACCGGGUCCAGGUCCAGGACCGACGCAACGAUCGCGUACGCGAGCGGAGAGCAUUGAGCGCCAAGCCAGGCGCAAUAUGCGUGAAAAGAUUGUUGACUUUGAUUUCUCGCAUCACAAAAGCACCGAGAAUAUCAGCACGCUGCUGGAAUCGGCUGCCGCACUUGCCCAUUUGCAUCCAGCGAAAUCCUGCUUCAAGCACCAACACACACAAGUAAACACCUGCACUGCCACUUACGGGCCACUGGCCAAUACGCCCACUAAAAUGAGCGCCACCACAUCGCCCAAGUACUUGCACGGCGGCGGCUGUCGUCAGUGUGGCCACAGCAAAUGCACACGUGCCCAGAGCCUGGAGAAAGAGGAACGGGAUGCCGCCCUGCUAAUGUUGCGAGGAAGCAACACUCGCCUGUCCACAGCCCACCAAACGCAACCUCAGCGCGGUAGCUGUUCGAAUCUCGUGCGACAGCACUCAACCGAAAGCCAGUCGGAUCGACAAUUGUCCAUUGGCUCCACGCAACGUAUAUCGCUGUACGAUGCACACAAGCUGAGCAAAGUGCUGGGCAGCACCACCUCUGUGUCGCCCACGCCAUCGGUCAGCUCCUCACUGCAUCGACGCCACAGGUCACCCAGUCAACGCUUGCGAGAGUGCGUCACAUGCGCGGAUGUUUUUCUGGAGGCCAUGGGCAAUGCCUGCACUCUGAAAAACAACAACUCCAGCAGAUAUGGCAAACUAUUUGACAUUGAAAUUAAUUUUAAAGGUGAUCCAAUGGGCGUCCACAUAACACACUAUAUGCUGGAAAAGACUCGUAUAACAGACACAACGAUUGGAGAGCGCAAUUUUCACAUAUUCUAUCAAUUGCUGUUGGGUGCUGAUCUCCAGUUGCUAAAAUCACUGAAGCUCUUUCGUAAUGUGGAAAAGUAUGAGCUGUUACGCAACACGACCGCCAUGGAAGAAGAUCGUGCCAAUUUUCAUUACACAAAGCGCUCUCUGGACGUGCUGGGUCUGAGCUGUGAUGAGACUAACUCAAUUUUUCGAGUUAUCGCCGUCGUGUUGAAGCUGGGCAACUUUAUUUUUGUGCCCGUGACCAACAUUGAUGGCACCGAGGGCUGUCAGGUUUCAAAUAUCUACGAGGUGCAAGAAACGGCGCAGCUGCUCAAUUUGGAAGCUCAAAUUUUAAUUAAUUGCCUGACCAGAGCGAAUAGCACUAGCAGCGCGCAGGAGGAUGUGGGCUGUGAAAUGGACGCCAGGCAGGCAGCCAGCAAUCGGAACACGCUCUGUCGUACCCUCUACGGUCGUCUAUUCACCUGGUUGGUCAACAAGAUCAAUGAAACAAUGAAGUCCACGCAGCGUGAGAAGAAUCUCGCUUUGCUGGACUUCUAUGGCUUUGAGGUGCUGGAUUAUAAUUCCUUUGAACAAUUUGCUAUCAACUACAGUGCCGAGAAAAUACAUCAUAAUUUUGUGUUCAAUGUUUUGCGUUCAGAGCAGGAGCUGUAUUUGCGCGAAGGCUUGGAAUGGUCGCGCAUCGAUUACUUUGACAACGAGUCCAUAUGUGAGCUGAUUGAUAAGCCGAGCUAUGGUAUUUUAAGUCUAAUCAACGAAUCCCAUCUGAGCAACAAUGAGGCACUCCUCCUGCGCGUCCAGCAAUGCUGCGCAGGUCAUCCCAAUUUCAUGACAAGCGGCAGCAAUUCCAUGUGCUUUCAAAUUCGUCAUUUUGCCAGCGUUGUUAACUAUUCGAUACAUAGAUUUUUGGAGAAAAAUUCAGACAUGCUGCCCAGAUAUAUAAGCGCUGCAUUUUACCAGAGUAAAUUGACGCUGGUGCAGAGCCUGUUCCCGGAGGGUAACCCACGCAGGCAGGCAUGCAAAAGGCCAACAACACUUAGCACCAAUAUACGCACGCAGCUGCAAACGCUGCUGGCCAUUGUGAAGCAUCGUCGCGCCCAUUAUGUAUUCUGCAUCCGGCCCAACGAGUGCAAACAGUCGCAUCAGUUUGAUCUGGCGUUAGUGCAGCAUCAGGUGCGCUACAUGUCGCUGAUGCCGCUGGUGCAUCUGUGCCGCACCGGACACUGCUACCACCUGCCACAUGCGAAGUUCUUUCAUCGUUACAAGCUGCUCAAUAGCCUUACUUGGCCCCAUUAUCACGGUGGCAGUCAAGUGGAGGGCAUUGCUCUGAUCAUACGAAAUUUGCCGCUGCCAUCGGCUGAGUUUACGCUGGGCACCAAAAAUGUGUUCGUGCGCAGUCCGCGCACCGUUUACGAGUUGGAACAGUUUCGUCGCCUGCGCAUCUCCGAGCUGGCCGUGCUGAUACAGAAGAUGUUUCGUAUGUAUUAUGCUAGGAAGCGUUAUAGGCGUAUGCGCCACAGUCAAAUGGUCAUCUCGAGUGCGUGGCGCACGUGGCGAGAGUGCCGUUUCGGCAUUCCCUUCACGGGCCGUAGGCAUUUGUGGAGUUUAUAUCGUGCCGCACGUGAGGAGUAUCGUUCGUUGAAGUACAAGCGCCAAGUGAAGUGGGCCGUUGAUGUUAUUGCGCGUUAUUAUCAUCAGUGGAAGAUACGACAGUAUUUGCUCACGAUUCCGCUGCGACUGCCACCCAACACACUGAGUCCCCUUUCGUCAGAGUGGCCAACGGCGCCUGGUUUUCUAGCGGAUGCGUCGCGUCUGUUGCGCUCAAUCUAUCAUCGCUGGAAGUGCUAUAUAUAUCGCAAUUCUUUUGAUCAAACCGCACGUAAUCGCAUGAGAGAAAAGGUUACGGCCAGCAUAAUAUUCAAGGAUCGCAAGGCUUCUUAUGCGCGCAGUGUGGGCCAUCCUUUUGUGGGCGACUAUGUGCGUCUACGUCACAAUCAGCAGUGGAAAAAGAUUUGUGCUGAGACAAAUGAUCAGUAUGUGGUAUUUGCAGAUAUUAUCAACAAGAUAGCUCGCUCCAGUGGCAAGUUUGUACCCAUAUUGCUGGUGCUAUCAACAUCGUCAUUGCUGCUGUUAGAUCAGCGCACGUUGCAAAUAAAAUAUAGAGUGCCUGCCUCGGAGAUCUAUCGCAUGUCUCUGAGCCCCUAUCUCGAUGACAUUGCCGUGUUUCAUGUGAAAGCGUCCGAAUUCGGUCGAAAAAAGGGCGAUUUUGUUUUUCAAACGGGACAUGUCAUUGAAAUUGUUACCAAAAUGUUUCUGGUCAUACAAAAUGCUUCCGGCAAACCGCCAGAGAUACACAUAAGCACAGAAUUUGAAGCAAAUUUUGGACAACAAACAGUCAUCUUCUCGUUUAAAUAUGGCGGCUUGUCGGAUUUGGCGCAAGGGCCGCCAAAAGUUACGCGCAAGGCAAAUCGCAUGGAGAUCAUUGUUUGAUUAUUAAGUUUUAUGCGGCUGUGGCAUAAUCAGGGUCCAGUCAUCUACAUACGCAGUUUUUUACAAUUGAUAUUUGUUUCCAACACGACCGCAUGCACUUUUUUUGGUCUCUUGACUUGGUCCCGGGGACCAAAAUACAAGUUUUUAGCAAUAUUUACAUACAUACAAUCAUACACAUACACAGACACAAUGAAUAAUGCAAUUUGCUCACAUCUGACAAUCAGUCUUCAAAAAUCGUUGUCAAAAUUGUGCCAAAAAAAAAAAAAAAAAUCCAAAAAAGGAAGGAAAACAAACAACAUAAAGUGGGAAAAAGAAAUAUUAACUAAUUUUAAACUGCACCAUUUCUUUCAUAUAUUUAAGUCCUAACUAACGAAAUGAACAACUGAAUUUAUUUAACUAAUUUCUCGAGCUAGGUUUAAUUGUAAGUCAAGCACCAAGUCGAUUAGCAUUGCAACAAACAACUACGUUAGGAACGUGACACAGUGGAGCGUUAGACAUUUUACACAAAAUACUUACGAUAUUUCCGUUAUAGAAACCAAGGCAUUUCUCUUACAUUUAAGGUUUCAUACACAAUAAUUAGUAAACUAAUGCUAGAGAACUCAGACAAGCAUAUAUAGCUUUUAAUAUUUACCAAACACAAUAUGUAUGCAAUUUCUGCGCCUCAAGAAACCAGUGAGAAACAUAGAAAUAUAUAUAAACAAUAUAAAAAACCCAUGUGAAACUUUUUCCCAAAUGUUAAUUAAGCAACUAUUUACAAGCCAGAACAUGUAGUUAAAUAUAUAAAACAAAUCUAUAUACAUAUUUAAUGGAUAAUACAUUUAUAAAUAAAUGCAUAUACAGAUGGGACAAAAUGCAACCGGAACCGAAACAAUACGAAGCCAAACAAAUGAAAAUUAUACGAAAGUUUGUUAAAACAGUUGAUCGUUCAGUUGUAUAUACACAUAUGCAAAUGCGUUGGAUGAUAUAUGUAUGUACGUACACGUACGUAGUUGUUUAUAUAAGUAAAUUGUUAUUGAUAGUUCUGACAGACCAUAGUUGGAUUUCACGAAUUGCAUGUUGUCAUUUGAACAGACCGAUCUAUGUGUGUAAAUUACCGAAUCAUUAGUAAUCGGAAGUAACACUAUGCCGAUCAAUAUGUAUGUAUGUAUGGGAAUAGUUUUUAUUUAGAUUUAAAUUACAUAGAAUACUUUGAAAAAGCCAAGUACAGACAAGUAUAUAUAUAUAUAUUUAAACACAAUCCAACCAGUUGGUAGUUUAUAAAACGAAAUGAAAUGAAAUGAAAUGAAACGAUAAGAACAAAGUUUAGUAAUAAUAAAGCGUACGUAUGAAAACCGU